Molecule: messenger RNA, 2545 nt
Organism: Prionailurus viverrinus (fishing cat)
Lineage: Eukaryota; Metazoa; Chordata; Mammalia; Carnivora; Felidae
Gene: TFDP2
Product: transcription factor Dp-2
Exons: 13
Coding region: 434-1777 (447 amino acids)
Biological process (GO): regulation of cell cycle; regulation of transcription by RNA polymerase II
Cellular component (GO): nucleus; transcription regulator complex
Molecular function (GO): RNA polymerase II transcription regulatory region sequence-specific DNA binding; DNA-binding transcription factor activity, RNA polymerase II-specific
Source: RefSeq, a predicted model, not a curated record
GAAGCGGGGCAGUGGCAGGGUUGGGUGAGGGCGGACGAAGCAGCCUGUGAUCUAGGCUGCAGCAACCACUGCUGCUCGGCACGCGGCCGCGCUCUGACCCUUCCUUUUUGGGCAGGCUCGCAGGCGCAAGCACGGUCGGCGUCCCACGGCCUCGAACUCCAGGGCCUCCCCUGGGCAGGCCGCGGAUCGCCCACCCCUGCCCCGAGUGUGUAUCCGCCGGGACCCAGCCGCCGCCUAACGCGGGCGGCACAGGAGCGGCGGCGCCGAAGCCGCGCCCCAGGCUCGGAAGAACAACCCUGAGAGGCCGCCUCGUCCUCUGCAGCCGAGCGGCGGAUGUUCUUUUAAGGAGUUAUUGAAGACGAAGUUUUUUUGUUUUUGUUUUUUGUUUGUUUUUUAAUGGCUUUACAGAAUUUUAAAUCGAAUACAGUUUGACAUGACGGCAAAAAAUGUUGGUUUGCCUUCCACAAAUGCAGAACUAAGAGGAUUUAUAGAUCAGAAUCUCAGUCCAACAAAAGGUAACAUUUCAUUUGUUGCGUUUCCAGUUUCCAGCACCAACUCACCAACAAAGAUUUUACCAAAAACCUUAGGACCAAUAAAUGUGAAUGUUGGACCCCAAAUGAUUAUAAGCACACCACAGAGACUAACCAGUUCAGGAAGUGUUCUGAUUGGGAGUCCAUAUACCCCUGCACCAGCAAUGGUUACUCAGACACACAUAGCAGAAGCUACUGGCUGGGUCCCAGGUGAUAGAAAACGAGCUAGAGAAUUUAUAGAUUCUGAUUUUUCAGAAAGUAAACGAAGCAAAAAAGGAGAUAAAAAUGGAAAAGGCUUGAGACAUUUUUCCAUGAAAGUGUGUGAGAAAGUUCAGCGGAAAGGUACAACAUCAUAUAAUGAAGUGGCUGAUGAGCUGGUAUCAGAGUUCACCAAUUCAAAUAACCAUUUGGCAGCUGAUUCGCAGGCCUAUGACCAGAAGAAUAUUAGGAGAAGAGUUUAUGAUGCUUUAAAUGUGCUAAUGGCAAUGAACAUAAUUUCAAAGGAAAAAAAAGAAAUCAAGUGGAUUGGCCUGCCUACCAAUUCUGCUCAGGAAUGUCAAAAUCUUGAGAUCGAGAAGCAGAGGCGGAUAGAACGGAUAAAGCAGAAGCGGGCCCAGCUGCAAGAACUUCUCCUGCAGCAAAUCGCUUUCAAAAACCUGGUUCAGAGAAAUCGGCAAAAUGAACAGCAGAACCAGGGCCCUCCAGCUCUGAACUCCACCAUUCAGCUGCCAUUUAUAAUCAUCAAUACAAGCAGGAAAACAGUCAUAGAUUGCAGCAUCUCCAGUGACAAGUUUGAAUAUCUUUUUAAUUUUGACAACACCUUUGAGAUCCAUGAUGACAUAGAAGUACUGAAGCGGAUGGGAAUGUCCUUUGGCCUGGAGUCAGGCAAAUGCUCUCUAGAGGAUCUGAAACUUGCUAAAUCACUGGUGCCGAAGGCGUUAGAAGGUUAUAUCACAGAUAUCUCCACAGGACCUUCUUGGUUAAAUCAGGGACUACUUUUGAACUCUACCCAAUCAGUUUCAAAUUUAGACCUGACCACUGGUGCCACCUUGUCCCAAUCAAGCGUAAACCAAGGGUUGUGCUUGGAUGCUGAAGUGGCCUUAGCAACCGGGCAGUUCCUUGCCCCAAACAGUCACCAGUCCAGCAGUGCGGCCUCUCACUGCUCUGAGUCCCGAGGCGAGACCCCCUGUUCCUUCAACGAUGAAGACGAGGAAGAUGACGAGGAGGAUUCCUCCUCCCCAGAAUAAAGCCAGGAGAAAACCCACGUUUUACUAGUUGAUGCUCAUGUGUGUUUUUAGUGUGAGCUCUUGUUUUUGAAAUGAUUGCUUCAGUCUUUGCCUUUGUUUGCACUGUGUGUUCAGUGAAAACUAGGGAAACACAAUAAGCAAAUUCUGUGAAGGCUGAGAGGAUUGAGAUGAAAAAAGCUAACAUAGCGUGAACGAGAACUUUAAACAACAGAGCAAUAGAUCACACCGCAGACAAAGCGGUUUUCUGAGGUGAUAGAGGGGACAGUCCCUAAGGAAUUGGCAGCAUGAAUGAAGCUCGUUUAUCUUCCACGAGGUGGGGUCUUUGUGUUCCCCCACACCCACGUAACCCUCCUUAGAAUCAGGAUUGCUGUAAUGAACAGUCCUUGACAUCAUGUUUGUCGUGUUUCUCUUCCUUGCCUGGGCUGCCUUUUACAAGCAGAAAUGAACGUGAGAAGAUCCCAGUGCGGGUGAGCGGGACAGCGCAGGGCGGAGGUGGCAGUCCUCGUGGUGUGAGGAGCACAGGUUGAACCGCUGAGCCAGCUGAAAGUCUGGUUGAUGUGCUUUACGCAUCAGCUGCCUUAGACGGCUUCUAGAAAGGAGCAAGCGCUGAUUCUUAAGUACUUAAGUGACAUGUAGAAUAAUUUAUAGUAAAACUGAAAUGAUCAUUAUUAGCCAAUGCAUUGGUGCAUAGAAUUUUUUUAGGGCUACUUCUGGAAGCCAAAAUAGAAUAGCAUUUCCACGUGCAUUAAAUACUUUGCCAGCACUGCC